Messenger RNA from Trypanosoma cruzi, 564 nucleotides. RefSeq lists its product as uncharacterized. The transcript has a single exon. NCBI's taxonomy places the organism in Eukaryota, Euglenozoa, Kinetoplastea, Trypanosomatida, Trypanosomatidae. Bases 1 to 564 code for a protein of 187 amino acids. The record is from RefSeq and is a predicted model, not a curated record.
AUGUACAACGGUAUUGAGUCUGUUAGUGUGAAGGGGACGGGCCUCAGUGGUUAUGUGCAGCGCAGCAGGGCGGCCAUAUCUCAACUGUCAAAGUUCACACCAGUGGAUUACACAGAUGACGUGCCAACAGCAGCAGUCAAUCCACUCGAGGCACUGCGCUCAGCGAAGGAGAACAGGGAGCUGGCCGCGCGGCUGCAGCGGCAUGAGGCCCUGCGCAGCAUCAAGCUGAAGGUCUUCCUGUACCGCGAGGAGCGCACAGCAGGCGGGGUGGCAGUCGACGUUGUGGAUCGUGAGUGCCAGACGCUGCGUGAUUCGCUUAUGCGGAACUACAUGGAAGAAGUGGGGGAGGCGAGGCGCGUGGAGAAGGAGGCGGCCCAAAAGACGGCUGAGAAGUUUGCCGCGGCGUUUCGCGUGAAGCAGGGAGCGGUGGGCGACGCGUUUGACAGGGCGCAGCGCGAGGCGGAGAGACGCGCAGCGGAGGAGGAGCGCCGAAGGGUGAUGGAGCAGAAGAUUGCGGAACGAGUAAAGCGCAUCAAGGGGGAGAAGGAGCGUGAUGGACACUGA